Molecule: messenger RNA, 1768 nt
Organism: Microcebus murinus (gray mouse lemur)
Lineage: Eukaryota; Metazoa; Chordata; Mammalia; Primates; Cheirogaleidae
Gene: ACADL
Product: acyl-CoA dehydrogenase long chain
Biological process (GO): fatty acid beta-oxidation using acyl-CoA dehydrogenase; carnitine metabolic process, CoA-linked; long-chain fatty acid catabolic process
Cellular component (GO): mitochondrion; cytoplasm
Molecular function (GO): long-chain fatty acyl-CoA dehydrogenase activity; flavin adenine dinucleotide binding
Source: RefSeq, a predicted model, not a curated record
GCCCGGGCCGCGGCUCCGGAAGGGCGCGCACAGCGCGUUGGCCGCCGCCCGCGGGACGUUCGCUCGGGAGGGCUGCAGGGCAGGACGGUCCCCGCCCAAAGACGCAGAGGCACCGCGGGAUCCCGGAACCGCGCCCGUCGUCCCUGCCGCCCCUGGUCGCCCUGCCAUGGCCUCGCGCCUCCUCCGCGGGUCCCUGCGCCUCCUGGGCAGCCGCUGUGCGCCGCGCCCGCCGCCCGCCGCGAGAUGUUCUCAUUCUGGAGGGGAAGAACGACUAGAAACUCCUUCUGCUAAAAAAUUAACAGAUAUAGGAAUUAGAAGAAUCUUUUCUUCAGAGCAUGACAUUUUCCGGGAAAGUGUAAGGAAGUUUUUUCAAGAAGAAGUGGUUCCUCAUCACUCAGAAUGGGAGAAAGCUGGAGAAGUGAGUAGGGAGCUUUGGGAAAAAGCUGGAAAACAAGGACUGCUUGGUGUCAACAUUGCAGAACAUCAUGGUGGUAUUGGUGGGGACUUGUACUCUGCAGCUGUUGUUUGGGAGGAGCAAUCAUAUUCAAAUUGUACAGGCCCAGGUUUUAGUCUUCAUUCAGAUAUUGUCAUGCCCUAUAUUGCAAACUAUGGCUCAGAAGAACAGAUUAAACAAUUCAUCCCCCAGAUGACUGCAGGCAAAUGUAUUGGUGCCAUAGCAAUGACAGAGCCUGGGGCUGGAAGUGACUUGCAAGGAGUAAGAACAAAUGCCAAAAGGGAUGGAAGUGACUGGAUUCUGAAUGGAAGCAAGGUGUUCAUCACUAAUGGGUGGCUAAGUGAUGUUGUGAUUGUAGUAGCAGUCACAAAUCGUGAAGCUCGCUCUCCGGCCCAUGGCAUCAGCCUUUUUCUGGUGGAAAAUGGAAUGAAAGGAUUUAUCAAGGGACGAAAGCUACAUAAAAUGGGAUUAAAAGCCCAGGAUACUGCAGAACUAUUCUUUGAAGAUGUACGGUUGCCAGCUAGUGCCCUACUUGGAGAAGAGAAUAAAGGCUUCUAUUAUCUCAUGCAAGAGCUUCCACAGGAAAGGCUGUUAAUUGCUGAGUUGGCAGUUUCAGCCUCUGAAUUCAUGUUUGAAGAAACCAGGAACUAUGUUAAACAAAGAAAAGCUUUUGGGAAGACAGUUGCCCACAUACAGACGGUACAGCAUAAACUAGCGGAAUUGAAAACACACAUAUGCGUAACCAGAGCUUUUGUGGACAGCUGUCUCCAGCUGCAUACAACGAAACGUCUGGACUCUCCCACUGCUUCCAUGGCAAAAUAUUGGGCAUCUGACUUACAAAACAGCGUAGCUUAUGACUGCGUGCAGCUCCAUGGAGGUUGGGGAUAUAUGUGGGAGUACCCAAUUGCAAAAGCUUAUGUGGAUGCCCGAGUUCAGCCAAUCUAUGGUGGUACCAAUGAAAUAAUGAAGGAGCUGAUUGCAAGAGAGAUCGUCCGUGACAAGUAGACAUCUGCCCACAUCCUGGAAUCCUAUUACAGUUAAUCUGGUUUUAAAUCUACUCAAGAUAAAACAUAACCUGCAAAGAGGGGAAACGCUAAACAUGUUUUUAUAUACUGUCUCUGUAAAGAAAGAAAUCAAAUAUAAGAUUGACACAGUGGAAGGAGAAACCUUUGAAUCCAAAGAUUCUAAAAUUCUCCAAUACAAGAUUUAAUUUUGUAUAAAAUUAAAAGGGCAAAAUUUUUCUGAAUCUACAUGCCUUAGUGUUUCAUGUAUCUCUAAAAUUCUAAAAAGAAUAAAUUGCUUAAAUCUUUAAAA